This is a messenger RNA of Rotaria sp. Silwood1, 1740 nucleotides long. The record is from the annotation of a GenBank genome assembly. Lineage: Eukaryota; Metazoa; Rotifera; Eurotatoria; Philodinida; Philodinidae.
AUGGAAUUCUAUGGAAAUAAUGAAGUCGACGACAAUUCUUAUGAUUCAUAUGCCAGUGAUGAUACCAGCGAGAGUGACUUCGAUCUCGAUUAUGAUGAACUAGCCGAUAGCUUCGAUGAGCUUGAACUUUCUGAUGAAGAUUUGGAUGCAUACGCUGAGCAGCUGAAUUCAAUGAAUGAAAGUAAUAUCGCAGAUGGAGGCUUUACCUCAAUCUCUCUCAAAGAGCGAACUCCCGUUUCAGUCUUUAGAACCUUUUUUACUGAAGAAAUUCUAAAUCUGAUUACUGAUCAAACAAACAUUUAUGGAAAAGGAAAGAAACGAAGUAACAAUCAGAAGAAAACCAGUAACUGGAAGGAUGUGAGUAAAAAGGAUAUUGAAUCGUUUCUCGGGUUGGUUAUUCUAAUGGGUAUCAAUAACUUGCCAAAUAUGAAACUUUAUUGGAGUAAAGAUAUGGUAUUUCAUAAUACAUUUAUUUCUUCGAUCAUGUCAAGAGAUCGCUUUCUUCAAAUUUUUUAUAAUUUACAUUUGGCUGAUAACUCAUUGAAACCAAAACGCGAAUCUACAGACGACACUAAAAUUUACAAAGUUAAGAAUUUUACUGAAAUUUUACGGAGAAAUUUUCAAAAAAAUUAUAACUAUGGCCGCUAUGGUAGAAUCGACGAAAGUAUGAUAAAAUUCAAGAGAAGAUCAAGCAUCAGGCAAUAUUUGCCUCUAAAACCAAUAAAAAGAGGUUAUAAAGUUUGGUGUUUAUGUGAUCCAAUCACUGGUUAUUUAUUCAACUAUCAAAUCUAUUUAGGAAAAGAGGAAACCAGUGGAAAAGAAACACUUUUAGGCGAACGUGUUGUUUUUGAUCUUAUCUCUGGUCAUAAUUUUCAAGGGAAACAUCUACAUUUCGAUAACUUUUUCACCUCUCUCAACUUAUUAGAAAAGCUAAAGCUACAGAACAUAACAGCCUGUGGAACUAUUAGACCAGAUCGAACAAGUAUUCAGUCGGAUUUUUCCAAGAAAAAUAAAAUGGAACGAGGAGAUUACAGGUCAAUGAUUACAUCGAACAGCAUUGUCUUCGUAUGGAUGGACACCAAACAGGUUUUUCUGGCUUCAAAUUAUCAUAAAGACAACGAAGUUGUUCAGAUUUCCCGUCGUUUGGAAAAUGGUCAACGUAUUACAAUUGACUGUCAGAAAGCAGUAAAAGAUUACAAUCAGUUUUCACAUGGAGUUGACCGACUUAGCCAAAGAAUAUCAUGCUACAAUUUCGAUCGCAAGUCUAAAAGGAACUGGCUGCGAAUGUUUAUUUAUUUUCUAAAUACAUCUAUAUUCAACUCAUUCAUUUGUUAUUAUCAGUUAGCUCAAGAUAAGUUAACAUACUUAAACUAUAUGGUUUCACUGGCGAAGUCUCCCUGCUCCAGCAGUGAACGAAUAAGUCGUGGAAGACCUCCUUCUGAAAAGAAGUCUAAACUAGCAUCACCAAAAACUGUCCUUAGUUUUGACAAUGAAAUGCAUUUACCUGUGACAGCAAAAAGAAGAAGAUGUGCUUAUUGUUGCACUAAUGAAGCAAUGGAUUUUCGAUCUAACAUCGAGUGUUUUACUUGCAAAUUGCCAUUUUGUUUAAAAGAUAACAAAAAUUGUUUUUUUGAUUAUCAUAAGAUUUUUAUGUAGUCAUUUUGAGUAAAAAUAAAAUAAAAAGGCUAAAAAAUGUUUUUGCGAUUAAAAAAAAUCCGUCCUCGAAGGGUGUGGGUGUGG